Molecule: messenger RNA, 3715 nt
Organism: Lutra lutra (Eurasian river otter)
Lineage: Eukaryota; Metazoa; Chordata; Mammalia; Carnivora; Mustelidae
Gene: MMP8
Product: matrix metallopeptidase 8
Exons: 13
Coding region: 914-2317 (467 amino acids)
Biological process (GO): extracellular matrix organization; collagen catabolic process; proteolysis
Cellular component (GO): extracellular matrix
Molecular function (GO): zinc ion binding; metalloendopeptidase activity
Source: RefSeq, a predicted model, not a curated record
UGGCCUAGACAGUUCUGUCUGUCUGUUUUGUCAGAAGUCCCUUUCAAGGAAUCGAUCGUUCCAGUCUCGUGCAAACUCUUCCAGAGAGAGCGCGUUCCUUCCGUGCAUAAGGAGAAGCCGAGUCACCGUCCCGUUGACACUGCAGAGACAACAAGGCUACCUACAUCACUGACACUUGGUCCACACAGUACUGGAGUCUGGCUAAGAAUCAGAACGAGAGGAAUAACAAUGGCAAAGAAGCAGGUUUUCAGAGGCGAGAGGGCCUGAGGGACCCUGGGCUCUGGGCAUCAGAAGGUGGGAGGAGCAGACGUCGUGCAGGCACAUGGUGGCCUGGCGUGAAGAAAGGAUUUGGAAAUCAGGAACGGGAGGCUCUGGAAACGCGCCCACGGCCUUCUCCACCUCCUGCUCCAGAGCCUCCUGUCACCGCGGAGGACCUGGCGCCAUCUGUCUCCACAUGCCGAGCGUCCAGCGCGCAGACUUCUCUAAUCCCCGGAGGCCGGAACCCCAUUCCCCAGCGGCUGUCCCAGGACGCCCACACCAACCCUGCUUGCCGACCCCCGACCCAGACGCGCUCUCCUCCCAGCAAGGGUGGCUGUGCACAGAGCUGCUCAAACGGGGCCCCCGGGUCCCAGGCUAAAGACGGCUAACCCGGCCAUGCCCCUCCAUGAACCAACACAGCCCCGGCGACGUCCCUGACUAGAAGACGUAAGCCACAGAAAGCGGCUGACUGUCUCCUUCAGGAGUAACCCCCGUGCCUUCUCCUAGACCACACAACUGUGCCAAAAUGCGGCUUUUAUAAGGGACCGGGUGAGAGAGCAGUGACUUACCCACUAUCUGGGGAGCUGGAAACACCCACAGCGGAGGGGACCCCUCCCGGAGGAAGGCCAGGAGGGCAGCGUUUGCAGAAAAGGCCAUGUUCCGUCUGAAGACGUUGCCUCUCCUGAUCCUCCUGUCCGUGCGGCUCUCCCAGGCCUUCCCAGUCCCUGGGGGGUCCCCAGAAGAGACGGACGCACAAGUCGUUCAGGAUUACCUAGAAAAGUUCUACCAGUUACCAAGGAGAGGACUGCGGUCACAGAGGCAGAACAGCCCUAGCGUGAUCGUUGAGAAGCUCAAAGAGAUGCAGCGUUUCUUCGGGCUGAGCGAGACGGGGAAGCCAGACCGGCAGACGCUGGCGGUGAUGCGGGAACCUCGCUGCGGGGUGCCUGACAGCGGGGACUUCACGCUGACCCCCGGAAACCCCAAGUGGGAACAAACCAACCUGACCUACAGGAUUAUUAAGUACACCACACAGUUGUCAGAGGCCGAUGUGGAGGAGGCUAUUAAGAAAGCCUUUCAAGUGUGGAGCAACGCGUCACCCCUGACCUUCACCAAGACCUCGCAGGGAGAAGCAGACAUCAAGAUCGCUUUUGUCCAAGGAGAUCAUGGCGACAAUUCUCCAUUUGAUGGACCCAAUGGGAUCCUGGCUCACGCCUUCCAGCCGGGCCAAGGUAUUGGAGGAGACGCGCACUUCGAUGAAGACGAAAUAUGGACCAUAAAUUCCAGCAGUUACAAUCUGUUCCUUGUUGCCGCCCAUGAAUUUGGCCACUCCUUGGGGCUCGCACACUCCAUGGACCCCGGAGCCUUGAUGUACCCCAACUACGCCUUCCGCGACCCCAGCACCUACACCCUCCCCCAGGAUGACAUCAACGGCAUCCAGGCCAUCUACGGUCCUUCAAACAACCCCAUCCAACCAACCGGACCGAGCACGCCCACAGCCUGUGACCCCAGACUGACGUUUGAUGCUAUCACCACACUCCGUGGAGAAAUACUAUUCUUCAAAGACAAGUACUUCUGGAGGAGACACCCUCAGCUGAGAAGAGUCGAACUCAACUUCAUCUCCCUCUUCUGGCCGUCCCUGCCGGACGGCAUACAGGCAGCCUAUGAGGAUGUGGACAAGGACCUUGUUUUCCUAUUUAAAGGUAGCCAGUACUGGGCUCUGAAUGGCUAUGACAUUAAGCAAGGUUAUCCCAGGGACAUCUCAGACCACGGCUUCCCAAGCAGCGUACGAGCGAUCGAUGCGGCUGUUUAUUACAGGAGAAAAACCUACUUCUUCGUAAACGACCAGAUCUGGAGAUAUGAUAACCAAAGACAAUCCAUGGAACCAGGUUAUCCCAAAGCCAUAGCAAGUAUCUUUCCAGGAAUAGAAACCAGAGUUGAUGCGGUUUUCCAGCAGGAUCAUGUUUUCCUUUUCUUCAGUGGACCAAGAUAUUACGCAUUUGACCUUGGUGCUCACAGGGUCAUCAGGAUCGACAGAAGCCAGCGGUGGCUGAACUGCUGAGAAACCAAAGCCAAGUCGCGCUUGCUCGCACCCCUCGCUGCCCACAGAGGGAAAGCCCAGUUUGCACGGCCAUUUUCCUGCGUCCUGUUUAGACUCUUCCUAACAUAAGUAAUGCUGUUUGCUGUCACUGUCCUCACUGGACCUGCCUUCUGUGAACAUACAUCUGGAGUACCCGUUGUCUCCAGGUUCCUCUGAUUCCAUCUCGAGAGGAGAUGAAGCUUCCUUGUCCCCUCAAUAUCCACUCUACCAGUACUUGCUUACCUGACUUCUGCAAUGCUUGUGUACAACCUCAAUCUCCUUUCCCUGCUGUAUACAGUUCAGCACUGGGCUUUGGUGAAGGGUAGAGUCCAGGAACAGCAUGAACCGUGCCUCUCACCUUUACUAAAAACGUAGUGUUAUUCUCCACCCUCGGAAAAAAUACUGUGGAUCCAUGUUGUGGCUUGAAUUGUGUCUCCCAGAAAGAGAGGUUGAAGCCCAGUGGUAGGUACCUAUGAGAAGACCUUAUUUGGAACUAGGGUCUUUGAAGGUGCAACCAGGUAAAAGGAGGUUAUGCAGGAGCAGGCUGGACGUAAGGGCUGGGGUCCUCGCAUGAGGAGGAGCCACGCAGACACGUAGCCGACAGAGACACAUGAACAUAGAGACAGACACGCGAACGGCGCACCCGCAAGCCAAGAACAGCCAGCAACCACCAGAAACCAGGAGGAGGCGAGGAAGGAUCCCUCCUAGGACCUUCAGAGCAAAGAAUUUUAUCCUCCCCACACCUUGGUUUUAGACUUGUAGCUUCCAGAACUGGGAUCUAGCAAGCUAGGCUGGAGUCUGCGGAGCUUCCUUCCGGCAGUCCUGGGAUAUCUGACAGCUUAGUCAACAGGAAAGGACAAAGUUGAACCCUCUGUGAGGGUUACUGUCCCCUUCCCCAACAAGGAGAAAAAGGGGAGGUACCACAUUCUCUUCUGUCUCCGCCCUACUCUGUCCUUUUAGAGUCUAAGCAAGUGAGCUAGUGAAUGGACCUGUCGUUCCUUAUUUCUUCUUCUCCAGGGAUACACAGGAGGGCACAGUCUCCCCCAAGGAAGAUUUACUGCACAAACAGAACAGCACUAGGCACAGAAUUCAGUGAAUCCCAUUACAUUAAAGUAAGCUGAGAUGCAUACCUUUGAUAGUGCUUCUUUUCUGUCAAGAACUUUAGGGCUCUGGGACCACAAUGGCUAAUCCAGAUAUCAAAAAUCAUUAAAAUGUCAUAUCUGCAGUUGUUAGACUAUAAUGCAGCUUAUUACUCAUUAAGUAAGCGAAUUGUAGAAUAUAUGUAUUACUAACACAUUCUAUUUCCUUUUUCUGUUUUUAAGCCUCACAGAUAAUUUAGUAAUUCAGUACCUUAUUCUGGUUCAAAAAUUACUGGGUUCA